GCAGCCCCCCACCCCCCACCCCGCUUUGCUCAGCGGUGCUCACGCCUGCUGGGCGUGGGGCGCGGGCCGGGUGCUGCGCGGGCCUCCGGGGCUCCGGGGCUCUCGCUCCAGCUGCCGCUGCGGAUAUGUCGGGUCCGCGCGCGGGAUUCUACCGGCAGGAGCUGAACAAAACAGUAUGGGAGGUGCCGCAGCGGCUGCAGGGCCUACGCCCGGUGGGCUCCGGCGCCUACGGCUCGGUCUGCUCGGCCUACGACGCGCGUCUGCGCCAGAAGGUGGCUGUGAAGAAGCUGUCUCGCCCUUUCCAAUCCCUGAUCCACGCGAGGAGGACCUACCGCGAGCUGCGCCUCCUCAAACACCUGAAGCACGAGAACGUCAUAGGGCUUCUGGACGUCUUCACGCCGGCCACGUCCAUCGAGGAUUUCAGCGAAGUGUACCUGGUGACCACCCUGAUGGGCGCUGACCUGAAUAACAUCGUCAAGUGCCAGGCACUAAGCGAUGAGCAUGUUCAGUUCCUCGUCUACCAGCUGCUGCGUGGGCUGAAGUAUAUCCACUCGGCAGGCAUCAUCCACCGGGACCUGAAGCCCAGCAAUGUGGCGGUGAAUGAGGACUGCGAGCUUAGGAUCCUGGACUUCGGGCUAGCGCGCCAGGCUGAUGAGGAGAUGACUGGGUAUGUGGCCACACGUUGGUACCGGGCGCCAGAGAUCAUGCUGAACUGGAUGCACUACAACCAGACAGUGGACAUCUGGUCUGUGGGAUGCAUCAUGGCUGAGCUUCUCCAAGGAAAGGCCCUCUUUCCGGGCAACGACUACAUCGACCAGCUGAAGCGAAUCAUGGAGGUGGUGGGCACACCCAGCCCUGAGGUUCUGGCAAAGAUAUCCUCGGAGCAUGCCCGGACAUACAUCCAGUCUCUGCCCCCCAUGCCCCAGAAGGACCUCAGCAGUGUCUUCCAUGGAGCCAACCCUCUGGCUGUAGACCUCCUUGGAAGGAUGCUGGUGCUAGACAGUGACCAAAGGGUCAGUGCAGCUGAAGCCUUGGCCCAUGCAUACUUCAGCCAGUACCAUGAUCCUGACGAUGAGCCAGAGGCUGAACCCUAUGAUGAAAGUGUUGAGGCCAAGGAGCGGACACUGGAGGAGUGGAAGGAGCUUACUUACCAGGAAGUCCUUAGCUUCAAGCCCCUGGAGCCAUCACAGCUGCCUGGCACCCAUGAGAUUGAGCAGUGAGGCCUGAGGGGAAGCCUGGGCCUGCCCCCUUUUCUCAGCUUUCCAGUUUUCCUCAAGAGGUGCCUCUCAGGCAGCCCUGACACGUAACCUGGGACCCUUUGCCUUGAGAAAACUCUACACAUCUAACACACAUGAAUGCACGAAUGUGUACAUAUGCCUGCCAUUAUGUGUUGGAGUCCAGGCAGUAGUGUUUCUGGGCCUACCUUGGUCCACCCAGGUUCUCCUUGGGACCUCUGUGAGGGAUCUGAAUGUGUCCCUGUCUGGAAUCUCUUCUGCUCUGAAGACUCUGGAUUGGGAGAAAGGCAAAUGGGCCAUGCCCCCCCCCCCCCAAGACUCUGAGGGGAUGGGAGUCACAGUGGUUGGAGCAGCUCAACCUGGAAGUGAGUGGCUCAAAGCUGAGGCAGGGCCAGUGCCCACCACCCAAAUGAGUGGAGUUUCCUCUGGGGGUGGCAAGGCAGAGACCAUCACCAGGUAUCUAAUCAGAAAAGCCAGCUGCAGCUUUGUGUUUACCUGUGAUAUGUGGACAAAUGGGCAUGAGUGUAUGUUCCUGGUGUACACAUCAGAGCAUAUGCAGGCAGGUGCUGGUGUGUAUGAAUCUGUGAGCAUCCAAAGGUCAGCAACCAUUUCUGGUAGGGCACCUAAGAUGGAGACACUCUUGCCUUCUCUUCCCCAAGUUCCUGUUACCUAAUGGGUCUUGAGACCCAGUUGUGAACUAGAUAGACUAAGGCUCGGAGAGGUGCCAAGAUCCAUUCGUUUGAGCCCAAACCAGGACUUUUCUGCUAGGGUGUUGGAGCUGCUGCAGGAUCCUGGGGCACAAGGACACAAUGCCUGCUGGGAAGCUGAUGAAGGAGGGGGUCUAAUCUCAAGGAUGCUAGGUGGACAGCACCCAUGAAUAUGAACUUAGACAGUCUUGCUCCUGGACCUUGAUUCAAAGCUGACAAACGUCUGUCCACAUUCUACCUCCACCUACCCUUGUACCUCUGCAGCUGGUCUGGGGUGCUGUGGUCUGUGAGGCAUCCCUCAUCUCCCCUUUCCCCAGAGAGGAGCUGACCAAGUAACUUUGGAGGUAGGGCGCUGUUGGAAGGUGGGCUGGCAGUGUGGCUCCUCCCCGAAGAGAUGAUGAACUUCUGCUAUCAGGGAUCAGGGGGCUCUGGAUGUCAAGUGCCUGCACUUAGUGUGCACAAUAAAGGGGUUUCCCUGUUGCUCUC
Peromyscus californicus insignis is the source of this 2428-nucleotide messenger RNA. RefSeq names its product mitogen-activated protein kinase 11 (gene Mapk11). The record is from RefSeq and is a predicted model, not a curated record. NCBI's taxonomy places the organism in Eukaryota, Metazoa, Chordata, Mammalia, Rodentia, Cricetidae. Gene Ontology annotation, biological process: intracellular signal transduction; protein phosphorylation. Gene Ontology annotation, molecular function: MAP kinase activity; ATP binding. The transcript has 12 exons. Bases 126 to 1220 code for a protein of 364 amino acids. Gene Ontology annotation, cellular component: cytoplasm; nucleus.